GUUUAACACAGGCCACUGGGAGAAAAAGAGGAGAUAUUUACCAAAAAAUAGGUUGGAAAUCAGGCACAUUGAGUUGGGUAUCAUUCUGGGGAACAUACCAAAAAAAAACAGCAUGGAAAUAAAUGACGAGGGUUAAUGGAGAAUACACUAGUGGGGAUUAAAUUAUCAUCAGGAAAUAAAAAAAACUAGGAAACUUAGCAACUAAUGAUAAAUGCGAAGAGAAUUAGUCUGCUAUUAUAUGAUAAACAAGAUAAUCUGGCUCAGGAACAGUAUGUCCUAUACAGACGCUCGUUGGCCUGAUCAAUUUGUGGUUUCAAAAGAGGGAAGGGUCACCACUUGGAAUACCUUUUGCAGGAUUCUCACAGCUGGGACUAACCCCACAAACAACUUUUCCUCCAGUUUAUAAGGAGGUAACUCUGUUAAUCUCAAACCAUUCCCAUCCUCAAUCCAAGGAGUCUUCCUGUACUAAAGUGACUAGUCCUUUUAUCCGGUCACAAUUCUUUUGCUGCUCAAUUCCUCCUUGAACGUUUGGAUUGUCAACCAAAAAAAAAAAAAAACCCCUAACCUCAUUCGUCCUAUACGUCCAGAAACACCAAGACUUCAAUAAGUCAUUUUACAGUCACAGAUGGCAUCAUGCAGUUCCAACUCCUCAUGGACAACCAAGCAAAACAAACUGUUCGAAAAGGCCUUGGCUUUAUAUGAUAAGGACACCCAAGACCGCUGGCAAAAGGUAGCCAAUGUUGUUGGAAAAUCUCCAGAAGAAGUAAAAAGGCACUAUGAAAUUCUUGUUGAGGAUGUUAAAAGCAUUGAGCAAGGUCAAGUCCCAUAUCCUUAUAGGUCAACUGGAAACAAUGGCUAAACAUCAAAAUCUGCAAAUGAAGGCUAUAUGCUCAAAUUGCAGUAAUGGAGUUAUAGUAACUAAAUUAUCCUACCAUGUGUAAAGACGGUGAAAGCAGCAUUCUGUGUACACCCAUCAUAAUUAUUCCAAGGAAGUUCUCUUGUGCAAUUUAUCAGUCAAUUUAAGUACAUUUCCAAUUUUCAGUGCAAUUAGCCAAGAAUUAUGUGUAUUCCAUUAUCAGAUGACUAGUAAUUGUGUUCUUAAUUAUUAUGUGUAUACCAUCAUCAAAUGAUCUAUUGUAAUUGUGAUCUUAUUUAUGUAAUGUAAUGUUUGUUAUUCAGUAUUAAUGAAAAUUUUGGGUUUUGCUAUUUUA
This is a messenger RNA of Chenopodium quinoa (quinoa), 1211 nucleotides long. RefSeq names its product protein RADIALIS-like 3. Bases 626 to 859 code for a protein of 77 amino acids. Gene Ontology annotation, molecular function: DNA-binding transcription factor activity. Lineage: Eukaryota; Viridiplantae; Streptophyta; Magnoliopsida; Caryophyllales; Amaranthaceae. The transcript has 2 exons. The record is from RefSeq and is a predicted model, not a curated record.